This is a messenger RNA of Paralichthys olivaceus (Japanese flounder), 2967 nucleotides long. It is a transcript of the gene pde1cb, whose product is annotated as phosphodiesterase 1C, calmodulin-dependent b. The record is from RefSeq and is a predicted model, not a curated record. Gene Ontology annotation, biological process: signal transduction. Gene Ontology annotation, cellular component: neuronal cell body. NCBI's taxonomy places the organism in Eukaryota, Metazoa, Chordata, Actinopteri, Pleuronectiformes, Paralichthyidae. Gene Ontology annotation, molecular function: calmodulin-activated 3',5'-cyclic-GMP phosphodiesterase activity.
AGAGGGAGAGUGGAAAGAGGUGCAGUUGGGCUGUUUCACGACUGUCACAGCUACUUGUUCGCUGCCCCUGCACUGUUUCUGAGUUUCAGUCUAACACUCUCUCAUACAUAAACAAGAGAGGGAAAAAAAGAGAGAAAGGAUGAUGGCCAUUCUGUCGCAGCUUUGGGUGCAAAUGUGAUUGAAGAACUAUCCUGGGUUCCAGCACAUCAUCACAACCUCGCUCUGCUUGUUGCGUCUUCCUCACCACUCUCACUUAGGAGGGAUUAAACUUUUUUUUUUUUUUUGAUCUCUUGUUGGCACAUCCGGAACUCUGAGAGUCUCUGACAUGGAGUCUCCCACCAAAGAGAUCGAGGAGUUUGAAAGCACGUCCCUGAAGUACCUCCAGCCCGAACAGAUUGAAAAGAUUUGGCUCCGGCUCCGGGGAUUGCGCAAGUACAAGAAGACGUCCCAGAGAUUAAGAUGUCUGGUGAAGCAGUUGGAGAGAGGAGAGGCUUCCCUCGCAGACCUCAAGAAAAACCUGGAGUAUGCGGCGGCGGUGCUGGAAUCUGUUUACGUCGAGGAGACAAGACGCUUGGUGGACACAGAGGAUGAGCUCAGCGACAUCCAGUCGGAAUCUGUGCCCUCAGAAGUGCGGGACUGGCUGGCCUCCACCUUCACUCGCCAGAUGGGCCUGAUGCUGCGACGCAAUGAAGAAAAACCUCGCUUCCGCAGCAUCGUCCACGCCGUUCAGGCUGGAAUAUUUGUUGAGAGGAUGUACCGACGCACCUCCAAUAUGGUGGGACUCAGCUACCCCCCUUCUGUCAUAUCUGUGCUUAAGAAUGUUGACAAGUGGUCCUUUGACGUGUUCGCUCUAAAUGAGGCCAGCGGGGAUCACGCACUUAAAUUCAUAUUCUACGAGUUACUCACAAGAUACGACCUCAUUAGCCGCUUCAAGAUCCCAAUCUCCGCAGUGGUGUCAUUUGUGGAGGCCCUGGAAGUGGGAUACAGCAAACAUAAAAACCCCUACCACAACCUGAUGCACGCCGCUGACGUCACGCAGACUGUACAUUACUUGCUACUCAAGACUGGCAUGGUGCAUUGGUUGACUGAGCUGGAGAUCUUUGCCAUGAUCUUUGCAGCGGCAGUGCACGACUACGAGCACACGGGGACCACAAACAACUUCCACAUUCAGACAAGGUCAGACACAGCAAUCCUCUAUAACGACCGCUCGGUGUUGGAGAGUCACCACGUCAGCGCAGCGUACCGCCUCCUGCAGGAUGAUGACGAGAUGAACAUUCUCUACAACCUGUCCAAGGAUGACUGGAGAGAGCUGCGGGCUCUGGUGGUGGAGAUGGUGCUGGCUACAGAUAUGUCCUGUCAUUUCCAGCAGGUGAAGGCCAUGAAGAACUUCCUACAACAACCUGAGGGCAUCGACAAGCCCAAAGCCCUUUCCCUGCUGCUGCACACUGCAGACAUCAGCCACCCGGCCAAAAGAUGGGACCUCCACCACCGCUGGACCACCUCCCUACUGGAGGAGUUCUUCAGACAGGGGGACAAAGAAUCAGACCUCGGGCUGCCGUUCUCGCCGCUCUGCGACCGAAAAUCAACAAUGGUGGCACAGUCCCAGAUCGGGUUCAUAGACUUCAUCGUGGUUCCCACCUUCACUGUGCUGACGGACAUGAUGGAGCGUAUCGUCACUCCGCUCAUCGACGAGGCCUCCCACUCAGGUCUCGCUGGCUUUCGACGCUCGAGUCUGAAUAGUAUUACCUCAGAUGAGGCCAAACGGCACAGUGUGAAGAGCAUGGGCUCCGACAGCCAAAGCUCAGGCCAAAGCUCUCUGCUGAUGGUGGACAUGAAGAACUUCAAGGCCCUGUGGAAUGAAGAGGUUUAUCAGAACAGAGAGAGGUGGAAAACACAGGCCACUAAAGAGGCGGAGGAGAGAGCUAAAAAGGAAGCGGAGGAGCAAGCUCAGCAGGAAGACACUAUGGAGCCCCAGGAGGGACAAACAGAAUCAGUGCAGCCUGAACCAAAGGAGGACCAACUGGAGGGGGAGGCGCCCGAGUCGGCAGAGGUCAGCAGACCGCCAGAUGGUAACACAGGGGAAACAGAGGAGGGAGAACAGGCCGGGAGCGCCACACACAAGAAUCCGUCACUUCAUAACGGAGAGUUGUCUGAAGGAGCAGAAUCUACAGAGGAUGAAGAAAAUAAAAACAAAAGUGGCGAUGCAGAGGUAGCGAUGGAAUAAUCGAGCUGUCGAUAGACAACAGCAUCACUGGACCCUGAACCUGUUCCUCUAACUCCACUGGGAGAGCUCACUCAGACUCACGUCAGAGGGAAGGCCAUCAGUUGGACUGUGUCGCCCUCUUCAGGGCUUCAAGAAACUCACACCUUCACUUCCAUUUUUAUGUCCUUAUGAUGAAUAGAUUUUACUUUUCCUGUGUUUACCCUCCAACACUCUUGUAUGCAGAGUUUGUGGCUCAACCCGUGUGCAUUGUUCCUCCCUCUCUGCUUAUUGGUGAAGACAAUACAGAAGAUUUAAUGACCUUAAGGUGAAGGUGCGGUUGAGAGGAGCCUUUUGAAAGACUGACACUGAAAAUAUUUUUUAUUUUGCCAAUCACACAUCCACAGACAUGUAGCCAUCGUACAAGUCCCGCUUUUUCUGUCUCUGCAUUCAUUUGUUAGAUUUUAGCAUCACACAGUAAAAGCUGGUUCAUUUAGAAACAAAGCAUGUUACAGUCAUUUGUUUUCGUCCUUUCAAAUUAAAACAGAAGUGCUUUUUAUUGUGGAAAAUGCAGGAUAAAUGCACAUGAAGAGGGACUUUUACCACUGCUACACGGAAUGUAAACUGUAUGUGUAUAGUACAAUGGGGUUAAAUUAACAAACCUACUCUAUCCAGAAAUAUUGUGCUCUGUAGGAAUUCCUCCUGGGAGUCUCACACGAUGGAGAGACUCCCACUAAACAACCUUUUCACCAUCAGUUGUGUCUUGU